AUGGCCGAAGGGGCCCUUCAGACGAGCAACAAUUCGAAGCAUUCGAAAUUGGGUAAUUCGCAUUCCACCCCUUCAUUCCCCAUGUCACAUGGGCCAGGAAAAAUUGGGGUUCUAACAAUACAUAGCCACAUGGUAUUUCUCGUCUUGGACCACACCCAGCCGAACCCCCUCUUUCGAGCCCCCAUUGGCCCCUCGCCUAAGAAAAUCUUGGAUAUCGGAACCGGUCAAGGAAGUUGGGCAAUUGAUGUUGCCGAUUACUUCCCCAACGCUACCGUCCACGGUGUAGACAUUUUUCCCCCACCCGCAUUAUGGAUGCCCCCAAACUGCGUUUUCGAGGUGGACGAUGUCCUUCGCGAGUGGACAUGGAGAGAAUCAUUUGACUUCAUCCACAUGCGCUUGAUGUACGGCGCAUUCACAGAUGAGGGAUGGGAACAAGUGUACAAACAAGCAUAUGAUGCCCUCGAGCCUGGUGGCUGGAUCGAACAGAUGGAACUAGACGUGCGAGUCUAUAGCGAUGAUGGUUCAUUGAAGCCCGAGCACAUGCUACAUGGAUGGGGAAAUAUAUUCGUUGGAUGCUCCGAACGAGCCGGAAGAUCACUCCGGACGCACGAAAAGAUGCGCAGUGCGAUUGAGAAAGCUGGUUUCGUGGACGUCCACGAGGAAAACUACAAGAUUCCCUUGGGACCCUGGCCCAAGGACAAACAACUGAAGGAAGCAGGACACUUGCAGUAUGCUCACUGGAACGCAGCCCUCGAGGGCUGGGCCAUGUGGCUUCUCACUCAUUAUGGAGCGCCAGAGCCCUGGACCAAGGAGGAGGUGCAGGUCUACUUGGCUAAAGUCCGCACAGAGCUGAAGGACCCCCAUAUCCACGCAUAUGAGCCCGCGACCCGCGUGUGGGCAAGAAAGCCCACAGCAGAGGAAGCGAACGCGAACCGGACAACCAUCAAAUUGGAACCGUCACCCUGA
Penicillium olsonii is the source of this 966-nucleotide messenger RNA. The record is from the annotation of a GenBank genome assembly. Lineage: Eukaryota; Fungi; Ascomycota; Eurotiomycetes; Eurotiales; Aspergillaceae.